AUGCCACAGCCGUCGCAGCGCCAUGUGAUCCUUGCCGCCAGCUUUGCCUCAGCAGUGAUUGCGCACGCAGCCGUGGCUGAGGCCACGUACAUCAAGGGCCGCUUGGAGAACUUGCGAGGCAACCACCGAGAUGCUGUGGCCCACUUUGGGAAAGCGGCCUGCCUGUCAGGCAGAAGCCCCGCGUUUCAGAGGAAGUGUGAGCGAGGCGUCCAGAAGGCAUUGCAACACCUCGAGGAGCAGCACGGAAAAUACCAGUGGAAGGAGCUUUUCAAGGCGGAUGCUGCAGCGCUACUAAGCCAAAGCGCAGACGCCCCGGAGCUGGCCGUGGCAGGCUUCCACAGCCGCGUUGAGCCAUCCUCAGGCUUCGUGCGCGGGCGCCCUGGGCUGAUCGUCCGCGAACGAGCUGCGCUGGGCGAACUUCUCUUCGUUCAGAAAGCUUUCGUUAUGCGAAGUCACUGCGAGCUGCUGAAAGCCACCCUGAGCAAGCUACAGAGCUGCCCACAAAAGGAGUUCUGCCAGUUCAUGAGUCUCUUCAGCGGCGAACCUGACGGGGAUGAUGUUCCUACGCCGGAAGCUUCGCCUGCAUCAAGACUUACCAGCCCUGAAGGACAAGAACGGAGCGUGGAUGAAGAGAAGGUGCAAAGGAUACUGCAGCUGAAUGCUCGGAGCCGCAUCACCCUCAGCAGCACGGGGGAAAUCGAGGAGAAGCUGUGGGGGCUUUGGCCCCUGGCUGCUGUCAUGAACCACUCCUGCAGGCCGAACGCGAGCUUUACUUUCGUCGGUGAUGUCAUAAUCUGCCGUGCUGCGCGGGACCUGGAGAUGGGUGAUGAGAUCUGCUGCAACUACGUGCGCGUAGACCGCCCUGCGAUGCUUCGCCGGCGAGAACUCCAAAGUCAGUACAUGUUCGUCUGCAGCUGCCCGCGUUGCACCUUGGAGGAGGCCUUCAUGCCAGAUUCUAAGGCGCAGGAAUUCAGGGACAAGAUCAAGAAGCUCAGCAAGGCUCCACGGCGGAGAGACCGCGAAGCUUUGCAGGCGUGGGCAGCUUCAUGGUCUUUCUUGUACCGAGAGAUCGAGUACGAGAUUUCAUUGGCGAUCAAGCGGCACGGCAAGGCUUUGGACGAGGAUCGCAGCCUUACCGUCGCGAGCGAUGAACUUUUUGAGCGCUGCUGGACCAGCGACCACGAGGUGAGACGCGAGCUGCGGCUUAAGGAGCAGGAGGAGAUGCGACAAAACAUCGCCCGCCGCCAGGGGCAAGAGACGGGCAAACCUCACAACUACACAGGGCCCGGGCGCAUAGACGUUUACGCGGAGCAGCUCCAGCGUUUACUCUGUGGUUCCUUCCUCUCUGUUGCGACAGAGUCGGCCCGGCUCUGGAUGAAGGUCGGAAUCCCAAGCAACAGUGCCCGUGACAGCAGCUGGAUCUGCCAGCAGCUUGAAGAGACGGCGCCGGCCAGCUGCCAGCAUGCAUUUUGGGCUGCGAAGUGUGCCACCCAAACAUGGAAAGCAUUCUUGAAGAAGGAAGAGGCUGCCCUGGUGUUCGCACAGCAGCACCCAGACGUCAACAGGCCACCUCUUGCCCCUGAAGUUGUUCAAACUGCUGUGUAUGCCCGGAUAACGUUCAACCGCUGCUACGGAGAGCAGCUGUGGCUCUCCCAGGUCGAGGCCUUGGGCUGGCCUCAAGAGCUCUGCGCCGGAGCUUUGCAAAACCCGGCCCCGGUGAUUCCCAAGCCGACAGUGCCCAGGAAGACGAGCCCACCGAAGGGCCGAGUGAGGAUCUACAAGACGGGCUCCAGGAAGUGGGAGGAUUUCCCGAAGGGAAGAGUGCUGGACCCUGGUCACCGCAAAUCAGUCCUCGGCGGAGUCGGCGGCAUGGAUCUCCAAACCGAGUCCCCCGACUUUUCAGCUGCACUGCUAUCAUUGUUCAACCCGAUGGAGGUAUGCUCAACGGAAGCCGUUGCUUGCAGCCUCUUUAUGCGUGAGUUCCAACUGCUCACGAAAGCUAACGACCUUGUCCUUCAUGGAAAGGCAGCGGUCAGCAAUGGAAGCGCAUCGGACAACUUCAAUAGCACCGACAGCGCCGCGGCACUCAACGCUGUCAAUGCCACCUCGCAGCUUGUCGUCAACAGUACGAAGAGCUCUGCGAAGCACAACGCCACAGCUACAGCUGAGCGGCCUCAUAUCACCUUGCCCGCAUGCGAUUAUGUCUGGGGCGUGCCAAAGCUGGCCUGGGCUGUGAUUUGCGAUUUGCUCGCCAUUGCAGCGCUGCUGUUGUGCAUUCCGUUUCUGCUAAAUGCAUCACGCCGUCGACCGUAUGGUGCGCCAAUUCUGGAUUUCAGUUUCCGUCCAACCCCUGGGGUGCAGAAAUCUACGGGCUGCUUGGAUUGCUGGCCUUGCUGA
Molecule: messenger RNA, 2397 nt
Organism: Symbiodinium natans
Lineage: Eukaryota; Dinophyceae; Suessiales; Symbiodiniaceae
Source: the annotation of a GenBank genome assembly